CAGGAGUGGUCGCUGAGAGAAAAUGCUCCGACGUACACUCUGUAAUCUCCUUCUCCUCUGGUCAUUAAGCCAUGACCUCUCCAUCACUGGAGCGCCUUCUUACCAUCCACAGGAGCAGUCCUGGCGCAACCAGAGCCUCUUUUUUAUUCCCAUGGAUUUGGAUGUAGCACUUAGGAGGCUAGACGUGUCUAAUAACUUCAUCAGAGAGUUGCACACACUCGGUCUGCCACACCUGCAGCAGCUGGACCUGAGUAACAACCAGCUGGAUCUCAUCGCAGAAGGGGCUUUUCACAACCUGGCUCGACUUGAAGAGCUGAAUUUGUCCAGAAAUGUGCUGAACAACAACUUUGGCAGAAACAGCAAAGCCCUCCAAUCUAUUGGUCAGCUCAAAAGUUUGGAUAUAUCAAUGAACAGUUUGAAUGAUGAUGCAGUGGAACUAUACCUACAAAAUAAAUCCUCUCUUGGCCUUCUUAAACUAACGGGCAAUGGCUUAACAAGAUUAACACACAACUUGUUCAAAGAGAGCAAAGGCUUGAGAGCCAUUAGUAUCGAUAACAAUCUCAUAGCGCACAUAGAGCAAGGGACUUUUGAGCCGUUGAGAAGAUUAGAGAUACUUAACUUGGCGAAAAAUAACCUGGCCCAUAUCUGUGAUUUCAAAUUACAUCAAGUUAGGAAUUUAAAUCUCAGCCGAAAUUCAAUAGAGUUCUUUGUAACACGUGAGGAUGAUAAAUUGUACAGGCUUGAAAUCUUGGAUCUGAGUCACAACAACCUGUUUUUUUUCCCGGUUGUUCCAGCAAUCAAUCGUUUGAGAUAUCUUUACUUACAAAAUAAUAUGGUUGGUGCCUUGAACUCAGAAGCAAUGCUAAUAUCCGAGGCCAAUUCUCUUUAUAAAAAUAUAACAGGAGAGGAAGACAAUGCAGCAGAGGAUUAUAACGUUUACUCAAAGUGGAGGCUGAUGCCAUUGAUUUACAUUGACCUAAGCUACAACCACUUCAGGACUUUUCCAAUGGAAACUCUGAGCCUCCUUACUUCUUUGGAAACCCUUAAUUUCAGUUACAAUUGUUUGCGUAAUAUAAGCAAUAAUAAUGCAAAGGAUAGUGCAUUGGGAAACCAUCAGCAGCGUCUUUUUCCAUCUCUUAGGUACUUUGACCUGAAAAGCAAUGGACUCGCCUAUAUUUCCCCCGUUUUUCUCGAGGCUCUCACACAGCUAGAGACAUUAAAUCUCCAGGAAAACUCUGUGAAACCUUGUGGCCCCGUGGACAAGUUGAGACCAUCUAAAUCCCAACAGCAAAUGGCAGCCAAGCCUAAAACAUCUUGUGUGACCUUUGGACAAAUUAGAACACUUAAACACCUAAACCUUAAAGAAAACAGUAUAAAGAUGAUCCAUCCGAAUACAUUUGAAAAAACCUCUUUAGUUUCCCUUAACAUUGCAGGGAAUACGGACAUGGUCAUACCGGUGGGUGCGCUAGAAGGCCUGCAGCAAAGUCUUCAAUCCCUGAGUAUCAGCGAAGUCAACCUGACUAGCUCUGAACUGUCCUUGCCCUGUCUGCCAGCGUUAACACAGCUGAACAUCUCAAACAACCGUCUGGAUACCAUACCCGCUAGUCUACAUUGUUCUCCCCUGAGAGAACUCGAUAUAAGAAAUAAUGCAUUUUUGUCUUUAAACCGCUCUUUGAUUCACGACAUAUCUGCACACCUUGACACGAUGUACAUCAGUGGGAACUCGUUCAACUGCUGUGACACCAGAUGGCUGACAAUCCUACAUGGCUUACAGACAAAUUUGCCCGACAUCAACCAGGCAAAAUGCGCUACAAACGUCAAUAAUAUUGCGUUGAAAGAUUAUUUAAAAAACCCUUCAAAGUAUUGUCAGUUUCAUACAAAAAUAACAGAAGUUACCUUUGGGCAAGUAAUCAUAAUUUUCCUAUUUGUAGUAAUAAUAUUAACAAUGCUAGUGUUUUUCACCAUGAAGAUGAGUUGCCAGCAAGGAUCCUUUAUGGUGUGA
Molecule: messenger RNA, 2002 nt
Organism: Lampris incognitus (smalleye Pacific opah)
Lineage: Eukaryota; Metazoa; Chordata; Actinopteri; Lampriformes; Lampridae
Product: transforming growth factor beta activator LRRC32-like
Exons: 2
Coding region: 23-2002 (659 amino acids)
Biological process (GO): immune response; transforming growth factor beta receptor signaling pathway
Cellular component (GO): cell surface
Molecular function (GO): transforming growth factor beta binding
Source: RefSeq, a predicted model, not a curated record